AUGCCCCACUCUCUGUUUGUUGUAUUGCUCAUCUUGCUGCUGGGCUGCACCAGUGGGUAUGCACAAAGCGCAGUUCAGCAAGAAGAGAUAACUUUACUUCGUACAUUUAAUGGUUCUCAUUUUUGGGAGUUUGGGAAUGGGGAAUUGGUGGCAAUUGACGCUGCUGUUUGGUUUCCGCCGAAUGCAACCCAACAUGAAUACAUCGAAUUAUUAACACCAGCAAGCAGUGAGGGUGAAAAUGCGUGGUGGAACGCCCAUAGAAAAUGGUUCCGCUUUUAUCCAUCUGGAUACAAUCCUUUUUUCAUGGGCUAUGGCUCUGGUAAACCUUUUCAUGCUGUUUUUGCUCUUGUGGAAAGCAACAACCCUCCAAGACGAGAGGAUUCCACUCUUCGCAUUGUGUGGAUGACCACUCUUAAUGGUGGAUUCGAAAAGUAUUCGUUGAUUUACACUCCGUUGAUUCUAAAACUUCCUUAUAUACAUAGGAGAGCAGGGGUUGUACGAUUUCCUGCUGACACUAUCUCACCAAUUUUAACAACAAAGAACAAUAUACUUCUGUUUCCUGUGCAAUUUGUUGCGACGGAGAACAAAGUCUUUUCGACAGUUAUGUAUUACACGCCCCAUGAUAAACAGUGGAAUUUUGGUGGUUUGACUGACAAAGGUACUUAUAGUCCUGCUAUUCUUGAGUGGAAAGAUGAUAAGUUAAUGAUGAUUACGCAGCAUACCAGUGGUUAUUACGGAGUGUACGAGUCCACCGAUUUGGGAAAGAAUUGGAAAGAGUCUACCGGUACACUCUCCCGUGUGUGGACCAACUCCCCUAUAAAUACUGAGCGUGUAAGUCAAAACAACUUUAUUACUGCUACUAUUGAUGGGAAGCGUGUCAUUCUUUUUGUACAGUCUGUGGUAUCUGGAGAAGAUAAGGAACUUCAUCUGUGGGUCACUGAUAACACACGUAUUCAUCACGUUGGCUUGAUAGUUAAGGAUAAAAAAGUGAAGAGCAGCACCCUAUUGUUCAAGGAUGACAAACUGUACUUUCGGUAUGAGACUGGUGAAAGGAAAGGUUAUGGAUUUCUUUAUAUGGAUACGACAACCAUGUUGGAGAAGAUAAAGAGUGCGUUAACUGCCUGGACCAAACAGGACACUCUCGUGUCAAAAGCCACCAAUCAGACUCUUGUUUCAUGUUAUUUGUCUUAUCUAAAAUGUAAAGAACCCAUUCCCAUCACUACUGGACUGGUGGGCUAUUUGUCUGGAAACAUCGAUGGUGAUAAAUGGAAGGAUGAAUACCUCGGCGUGAAUGCCUUUGUAAGUGGUAUAACAGAGAGGGUUACUGAUGGCUUGAAGUUCAUGGGUGUUGGUGCAGGAGCAAUGUGGCCUGUGAGUAUAAAUGGACCAGCGAGGCAGUAUCACUUUACAAACUAUGCAUUUACUCUUGUGGCGACGGUGGCUAUCCACGAGGUACCAAAGAAGGGCAGCAGUCCUUUGUUGGGUGUAAAACUGAAGGACAGAAAUGGGCAAGAAAUUCUUCUGGGAGUGUCGUACACAAAUGAGAGUAAGUGGAGCACCAUAAACAGGGGAACCACAAGUAAGUCAACAGGUACAUGGGAGUUGAACAAUGGAUAUUCUGUGAUAUUGACAUUUGAAAAUCGUGAAAGCUCUGUGUAUAUUAACGGCACUCGGCUAGGUGUGGGAGCUGACUUGGGAAUCGCAGAAGAAGGGGAAGAAAUAUCCCAUUUUUACUUUGGUGCGUACAGUGAUAAAGUGCCAAGAACCAUCCACAUCCUCCAGGCCAAGCCUGAAGAAACUGUUCAUAUAUCAGUGAAAGACGUUAUGCUGUACAAUCGCGUGCUGAGUAGAGAAGAAAUUGAUGUGCUGCACAAGAGCAAGAUGAGCACUUUGUAUGGAGCUAGAGAUGCAGAAGAGAUUCUGAAGAAGAUAAUGAGCAGACCAAACGUUGUUAAUUCCCCACCACUGGAAGCAACAAAAAUACAACAAAAUGCAACUUCACAAGACAAUGCAACUCCGACCCAAACGGAAACUCCCACUGCUACCCUUCAACCUGAGCCUAGCACUGAGGUUGCGACUCAGUCAGAAAAUAAGACGGCAGUAACUGCUACAGCUCAAACUCAGGAGAAUCAACAUUCUACUCAAUCAACGGAAAAACAAGAGCAGAACAAAGCGCCCGAAGCACUAAAUGAAAGUACUCAUGCGGAACCACCAGAAAAAGAUGAAACUACCGAAGCAACAACUACAGGAACUACCGUGCCGGUUUCCAGUACGAACACGAUGCAGCAAGACCUUUUGCGGAAUACAACUCAAUCAAUGAUCAACAAUAAUGUUAAUGCCCACAAAAAUAAAAGUAUUGAUGGUACUGUUCGUAUCUAUGAAUCUGUAUUGCCAAUGCUUCUGCUGGGAUUGUGGGCUCUUGUAACAGUUUUCCCAUAA
This is a messenger RNA of Trypanosoma theileri, 2439 nucleotides long. RefSeq lists its product as uncharacterized. Gene Ontology annotation, molecular function: exo-alpha-sialidase activity. The transcript has a single exon. NCBI's taxonomy places the organism in Eukaryota, Euglenozoa, Kinetoplastea, Trypanosomatida, Trypanosomatidae. The coding region runs from base 1 to 2439 and encodes 812 amino acids. The record is from RefSeq and is a predicted model, not a curated record.